Molecule: messenger RNA, 1182 nt
Organism: Panicum hallii
Lineage: Eukaryota; Viridiplantae; Streptophyta; Magnoliopsida; Poales; Poaceae
Product: putative F-box protein At1g67390
Exons: 2
Coding region: 124-1056 (310 amino acids)
Molecular function (GO): protein binding
Source: RefSeq, a predicted model, not a curated record
AUACUCCGAUCCCGAUCCCGAUCCCAAAUUCCGAGACACACAGGACAGGCACAAGUGAGAGCUCCGCUCCCAUCUCCCGAAAGCCAAAACCCUAACCCUCGCCGCCUGCCGCCCGGCACCGCCAUGGACGCCUCCGGCGAAGAAGGAGACGAUUUCACCACGUACGGUCAAGUCGCGCAGUUCUUCAACUCCAUGGAGGGCCCGUCCGCGCAGGAGCGUAUCGACGGCAUCGUCCCCGCCCUCGCCUCCCUCCUCCCCGCGCCCUACGUCCCCGCCCCAGAGGUCGAGUCCGACUCCGACGACGAGCGCUUCUCCCUCUUCUCCUUCGACUCCGAGUCCGAGGCCUCCGACGACGGGGCGGACCACGACGCGUUCACGGCGGCGCCGAGCGACGGUGAGGACCGCAUCAGCCGCCUCCCGGACACGCUCCUCGCCGACAUCAUCCACCGCCUCCCCACCAAGGACGCCAGGCGCACCGCCGCGCUCUCCACGCACUGGCGCCGCGUGUGGGCCGGAACCCUGCUCCUCGUCGACGACGCCCACCUCCUCGGCGCGACCUUUUGGCUCAACUUUAUCCUAGUUUUGCCGCGCUGCGUGACCGCGCACCCCGGCCCCGUCCGCGGCGUGCGCGUCACCCACGUCUCCUUCUACGCGCACGAGUACGCGCUCCGGCGCCUGGUCGCGGCCCUCGCCGACAAGGACGUCCAGGACCUCAUCCUCGUCAACCGCCCGUGGCCGCUCGACAUGCCGCUCCCCGACGACAUCUUCCGCUGCGCCUCCUUGGACCGCCUCUACCUCGGCGUAUGGUACGUCCCGAAGACGACCGCCGCGCACCCGCCCGCGUUCCCCGCCCUCCGCGAGCUCGGUCUCUUCCACAGCAUCGUCGCCAACCAAGAAUUCGAGGCCAUGCUCGCGCACUGCCCCAAGCUGGAGGUCCUCUUCCUCGUCAUGUCGUACCACAACCCAUCGCGUCUCCGCCUCGCCUCCGGCAGCCUCAAGAUCGCGGUGGACUGGAUGUCGUCCUUCGACGAGGUCGCCGUGGAAUUCCACACAUGAUUUGCAUGUGGAAACAUGAUAUGUAGUCUACCUGUUUCCCAUUAGUAAAGACAGUGUUCCAAAUGCACCAAUGCCAUACUCAGGAUAGUAUGCAGAUCGAUGACCGCAGCUGCCACAUACUGCAUA